AUGAAAAUCUCCGCCAACGUCUUCAUGUCGCGGAAGCUCGUCCCGCCGGAGAUUUUCGACGCCCUUCACGACGCGCUCAAGCUCAACGGCGCCACCGUCGUCCUCUGCAGCGAUCCCUCCCGCACCGGCCCCGACGACUUCCACGUCAUCGCUUCGUCCGACCACGAAAAAUUUGAGGAUCUCAGAGCCAAGGGCUGCCAAUUGCUCAGUCCUCAAUGCGUGUUUUUGUGUGCGAGUGCACGCAGGUCGCUGCCUAAACGAGGGUUUACUUGUUGUCUAGCAUUGGACGGUAUCAAUGUGCUUGCCUCUGGUUUUGAGGCAGAUGAAAAGGUUAAGAUAAGUAACUUGGUAACAUCAAUGGGAGGAAUUCUUCAUGUUAAACCAUCUAUGGAUGUUAGUUUUGUCAUCGCAAAGAAUGUCUUGGCUGCAAAAUACAAGUGGGCUGUAAAUAUAUUAAAGAAGCCAGUUCUUACCAUUAAUUGGUUAUAUCAAUGCUGCAAUGAACAUUUCCUUGUUCCUCAAGAGUCCUUUAGGGUUCUUCCAUUUUCUGGUUUGACGAUCUGUGUAACCAGAAUUCCAGCAGAUGAGCGGAAGAAGAUUGAAAUACUAAUCACAGAAAAUGGUGGGCAGUAUUCUGGAGAACUCACAAAGAAGUGCACACAUUUGAUUUGUGAUGCUCCAGAAGGUGACAAGUACAAGGUUGCACGAAAGUGGGGUCAUAUUUAUAUUGUAACUCGGAAAUGGUUUGAUCAGUCAAUUGCUAGAAGAGCUUGUCUCAAUGAGGAGUCCUUUCCAGUUCAAGGUGGUUUUGUAUCUUCAAAGAAGAUUGUAAAGGGUUGCUUUGCUUCACAAAAUAGCCAAAGCAAUUGUAGUGGGUUCUUGCAAUCCGCACCACCGUCGGUGGUCGCAGAUUCAAGUUUCACAACUGCAACUUCUGGUGGCAUUGUGGAUUCUGAUUUAGAAGUGACUGUUUCACAAAGCAUGCUUCCAACAUAUUCUUGUGCCCCAUUAUUUUGUAAGGAGGGGGAUAGCAAAGUCCCUCCCUUAGAAUCAAAAUGUGAGGUGACCCUUGAAGAUUGUGUUGCUGAUGAUUCUCAGUCUGAAGAUAAUGACAUGUACCUGUCAGAAUGUAGAAUAUCACUUGUUGGUUUUGAAGCUUCUGAAAUGCGUAGAUUGGUUAAUAUUAUUCGCAGAGGUGGGGGUUGCCGUUAUAUGGUACUCAAUGAUAGGUUGACACACAUAGUAGUUGGAAUUCCUUCUGAAAUUGAAAAGAAGGAGGUAAGAGGAUUGGCAGCUUUAGGUCUCAUUCAUGUGGUCAGAGCCAUCUGGCUUGAAGAUUGUGAUCGUAAGAAGAAAGAGAUACCUGUUCUCCAGAAACAUAGUGCCUCUGAUAUACUUCUUCCUAAAGGAGCACUGACAGGUACGAGUGGUAUGAUUCAAGGGAAAGAUUUUACCAUUCAUCAGAGGAUGCCUUCUGAUCAAUUAUGUGGGGAUAGUAAUGUGGCAAGUGGAGUGGAUUUAUUGGAGAAAAAUAGAGAAGAGGUAACAGAAAUAAUUAGGAACGAUAAUAGGCCCAUGCAAGCAGCAGUUAAAUCAUUCGACAAGAAUAGACUACCUAUCAUACAGGAUAAAAGUAAGGUUCAGUUACAUGUCAAAACAAGGGGUCAACAGAAUAUUCGACUUGAAUCACCUGCUCAAAAUGGCAAACAUUCUUCUGUAUUUAAGGCCAAAAGUUUCUGCUUUUCAGAUUCCUUUCCUGAAGACAGGAGAGGUGAAAUUAUUGAAUGGGUAAAUCAAGGGGGAGGAUUGGUAACUGAUGCUCAUUUGAAGCAGAAGGUGCACUUCACUAUUGAAUGUCAUGGUGUCAUACCCAAAUCUCUAGGCACUACUCAAACUACAUAUGUAUCAAGCCACUGGAUCCGGUCAUGUUUGGAGGAUGGAUGCUUGCUGGAUGUUAGUAAUCACAUUCUUUACUCUCCUCUUCCCUGCCGGACUCCGUUGCCUGGAUUCGAAUGCUUUCGUUUUUCUGUUUCACAAUACGAAGAGAAGGAUAGACUGUUACUAAGAAAUUUGUGUUUUACACUGGGAGCUAGAUUCGUCGAAAAACUGAGUAAGAAGGUUACCCAUUUGUUAUGCAAGUUUACUAAUGGAAGUAAGUAUGAGGCUGCUUGUAGAUGGGGAAUACACCGAAUUACCUGUGACUGGAUAUAUGAGUGCGUGAAGCAGAAUAAAGUUGUUGCUCUUGAUCAAUUUUAUCCUAAAGAAGUUACUGCUGAAGAUCGAGAGGCAGGAUUGUGCACUACAAGUCAGUACCCUACACAAGAUGUUCGAAUGGUAUCUGUAGGCAAUUCAUCUCAGUGUCGAAGUGAAUCACAAGAUCGGAGCUUCUCACCCCCUGAAGCCAUUGGUCGUAAUAUCAAAAAUAUCAGGGAAGAAGCCAAAGAGUCAAGUUGCAAUAAGAAGGCAAGGAUUUUGGAAAAUGUUGACCAAAGCGGUCUUCUUUCAUCAGGGAUAAGUGUAAGCAUUCCUUCCUAUACAAAUGGAAACAAGAGAGAAAACACUGUUGGUGAAGUAUCCCAAGUUGUUCCUGAUGUAGCUUCUGCUAUUGAGGACUUGUUGGAGCAGACAACUAAGAUUCAAGAUCAGAGUUCACCAGACAGUGUAUCCUUUUGCCCAGAGUCACUAUAUUCCAUUUUUUACUUCCAACUUUGCAUUAGUUGCAAUCCUUGAUGGAAACAGAUUUUUGCAUCCGAUUGUUCAAUGCUAGGUCACAACCCUUCGGGUUCUCUCUCCAUGAGUGGACUAUCGAGACAGUGGUCAAACAGAGCUGAGAAAAAAGAUGACAUGAAUGCUCUUUCUGGAAAUAAAACUGCUGGCUUGUAUGAUGCUUUUAGUGAAACACAGACCGAUUCUCAGGUUGUCGGAUAUGAGGAUGAUUUGUCAGGCCGGCAAAUGAUUUUAGACAGAGUUCGGACGCGAAGUAGUAGUAGGAAAUAGGUACACCGUACGCCUCAACUUCCUGAAGCAGUUCCACUCUGCAGGCCGCUAGGUAUUAAAACUACUUUGAUGAGAACUUCACUGUCAGCUCAGCAGUCGCUUGUUUGAUCUACGUGAACACACGAGAGCUACCACAUUUUGAAGAUGAGGAGGCUUCUGCUGGGAACUGCAUUCUUGGUACAUGCAUUCGAUUACUGUUGUAGAUCCUGUGUAUAUAAGCCGCACCUCAGGGAAAGAAGACCCAAGUCGAAAAGUCAUUCACAACCUGCCUGCUCCUAGUACAUUCAUAUAGUAUUUCCCAGCAUACUAGGAGAUUAGUCAUUCAUAAGUUUUGUAAUUUUGUAAACAUGAAUUUUGUGUUGUAGCUUUUAUUUUGUUUUUCCUCUUUAAUUUGUGCAGAUAGACACUACAGAGAGAGC
This is a messenger RNA of Argentina anserina (silverweed cinquefoil), 3416 nucleotides long. RefSeq lists its product as uncharacterized. The record is from RefSeq and is a predicted model, not a curated record. NCBI's taxonomy places the organism in Eukaryota, Viridiplantae, Streptophyta, Magnoliopsida, Rosales, Rosaceae. Gene Ontology annotation, biological process: mitotic DNA replication checkpoint signaling; mitotic G2 DNA damage checkpoint signaling; DNA replication initiation.